UACCGCCUUCUUGAUUCACAGCAGAUCUCUGCAAUUUAUCGCUUUGUCGCAUCUAACCCUAAACUGUGUCUAAGUGGCUCAGCCAGCAGGGUGUUUGCACUGAUCCUACAGUGCUCACUUCUCUCAGAGGGAGUUGCUUCGCUGCUGGUGCUACGAAGAUAAAUCCGUUAUCUCCCAUCUUGUCUUAUCGCCAUCUCUUCUCUCUCCCCUCUGCGCAACUGAGUCGACACCGGUGGCAUAUUGGACGCGCUGGAUGGCUGCUGCACUUAUCGAACCGGUGUGAAUCUUUUUUCCAUCAUCAUCAUCUUCCUCUGAGACUGAAAGCAAAACAACCGCAGUAAGAAUGACAGACCAGGUGACUCAAGAGUCCUACCCCGUCCCAGACCCGACUGUUGUGGAUCCCUGCCCGGCAACGGUGCGGAACGGCCAGUGCGCCCCGGAUGGCUUCACCAACCACAAUCACCAGCAAGCCAAAACCCCCACGGAGCCUGAGUCAUUCACCGUGGGCCAGGAGAUGAAAAUCACAGACACGGUGGAGGGAGAAGGUCUCCUGGAGAGCAGCAUGCGCCUGAAGCCCCAUGAAGCACAGAACUACAGGAAGAAGGCGCUCUGGGUGUCUUGGCUCUCCAUCGUCGUCACUCUUAUUCUGGCUGUGGCAGCUUUCACUGUAUCGUUUAUGAGACACAGCGCGUCAGCAUUUGGAUUCGCCUUUGAUGCCACGCUGGACGUCAUGUCAUCAGCCAUCGUCCUGUGGCGCUACAGCAAUGCAGCAGCUGUGCACUCUGCACACAGAGAGUAUAUAGCAUGUGUCGUCCUUGGGGUUGUGUUCGUUCUCUCCUCUAUUUGUAUUCUUGGAAAGGCCAUCCACGAUCUGGCUACCAGGAUGCCCCCCAAAGUGGACGACUUCCUCUUUAGUGUGUCCAUAGUGAGUGGGCUCACAUGUGCUGUGCUGGCUGUGGCCAAGUUCAUGCUGGGAAGAGUGCUGACUAGUCGGGCACUUAUCACUGAUGAAAAGUCUGACAAAGCUCGCUAA
Molecule: messenger RNA, 1033 nt
Organism: Neolamprologus brichardi
Lineage: Eukaryota; Metazoa; Chordata; Actinopteri; Cichliformes; Cichlidae
Source: RefSeq, a predicted model, not a curated record